Molecule: messenger RNA, 333 nt
Organism: Ustilaginoidea virens
Lineage: Eukaryota; Fungi; Ascomycota; Sordariomycetes; Hypocreales; Clavicipitaceae
Exons: 2
Coding region: 1-333 (110 amino acids)
Cellular component (GO): ubiquitin ligase complex
Source: RefSeq, a predicted model, not a curated record
AUGGGCUUGUCUUACAACACGUACCUCAACAGCAGUAAGAUCUACGGCUGCAAAACGUGCAAAGCGCAUCUGGCAAAUCAUGAGGAUAUUAUAAGCCGAAAUUUUCGUGGCCAGCACGGCAAAGCAUACUUGUUUCAUAGUGUGGUAAACGUCGAAGCAGGUGAGCCGAGUGAGCGCAACAUGACAACCGGGAGACAUAUUGUCCGCGACAUUACCUGUCGUCAAUGCAAAGAAACUGUGGGAUGGAAGUACGACAAGGCAUACGAGAACUCGGAAAAGUACAAAGAAGGCAAAUACAUUCUUGAAGCCGAGCUUUUAUGUAAUGUUACUUGA